This is a messenger RNA of Pecten maximus, 3446 nucleotides long. RefSeq names its product testis-expressed protein 26-like. Lineage: Eukaryota; Metazoa; Mollusca; Bivalvia; Pectinida; Pectinidae. The record is from RefSeq and is a predicted model, not a curated record. Gene Ontology annotation, cellular component: cytoplasm. Bases 39 to 1202 code for a protein of 387 amino acids. The transcript has 8 exons.
GUCAUUUUUACAUAAGAGUGAGACACUCCGGUGUAAAAAUGGCGACUGAUAUCGAUACCGGACUCAACAUGAUGAAUUCGUACGCCAUGUAUCCCGACAUGGCUCCGGUUUACGAUGAACCCAGGGUUGGGGAAAAUGUGAUAACCAAGGGAUUAACUAAAGAUUUGGAAGAAUUCUACGACAAAACAGAAUCUAGUGCUGAUAGGGAAAAGGCAUUACAGCUGCUUACUAAUCUAAAAUUUGGACAAGAAAUAAGAAAUUCGAAUUAUUACCCCGUGGAAAGGCCUCACACAGCCAUGCCAACUUACGGUGGAAGAAACCCCUACCAAACUACGUAUAAUAAAGAUUACCCUCACAAGGAAUCCAGCGUGACGGCUAUCAGGCCUAUGUCAUCACAAGGCUUUGCUGCAUCACAUGACCUAAGCGGCCCUAUUGGCGCCACCACAUACCACAACGAUUUCGCCAGUGUAUCUCAGCGCCCUGCCUCCCCCGUCAGGAGCGGCACCGCUUCCGGUUCACGAAACAAUAAACCACACCCACUUGAGUCAUUCAUGGUAUGGAAGUUCCCGUCCAGGGCGCGUGCAGAGCAGAAAGACAGUCCGUGGUCUGAAGAGCUAACAGACGAUAUGAUCAAACAGGUUCACAAGCGGCUGUGUCAGUCUACAUAUCAAAGUGACUUCCUUGGAAUACCACAAGGUUUCCAAGUGAAGAGUGCAUACAACCUACCUCCGGAUUGGAAGGCCAACAUCCCCUACACACUGGACUCCGUGGCCCGAUAUUCCUUCCAAACCCCAUCCCAGCAAGAUGAACUUAGACUUCCGGCUUCACGCUACGGUAGCAACAAGAAAAAACAGCUUGUCGCUUCCGGUACAAUACCCACCGCCUCGUCUAGGUACAUGCACAUUAAACAGAGGACUACAUAUGAUCGCCAUUAUAACGACAACUCGCCAGCUGUUGUUACGCAGAUUAAGGAAUCUGGCAAGAAAAUCGGGGCUGAGGUUCUUCGGAAACACUUAGAGAAAACGGAAGGAGAAGAUGUGCAAAAUUUAAACUACAAUUGCUCUAGCACGGAGUUAAACCACCCUGUGUUACGAAUGCAACAGCGGUCUAAAACAUCUAUGUUCCCGCGGCUUUCAAUGACCCAUGGAGCCGUGCCAAUGUUGGACAGGGCCACUGAUUGGCCUGGCCCUGUACACACGUGAUCUUAUCACGUGAUUGUAAACAACCAAUCAACGAUGCCUGGAGCAUUUGUUGCUCAACACCUUGGAUGUAGUCUGUGAUAUAAGUCGCCUAAUUUUUCAUUAACAUUUGUUUUUAAUUUAAUAUUGACCUAAUCCAAAUGACACUCGUUUACCAACCCAAAUUGUUAUGUUUAUGUUCAUUUUUCCCUUGUUUUUUUUGUCCCCGGUUUUUAAUGAAUCUCAAAUUACAUGUCAUUGAAAUGGUUCAGAAGCGAAAAGAGAUUCCACUUUCUCCUAGAAGACGAACGAGAUUGGUUUGUUCUUUUCCUGGCGGUGAUUUCGGAUAUAAUUCACAAUUUAUUUGUUUAUGAUUUCCACAUAUCUAUAUGUAUUUAUGUUUAAAUAUUAUAAUUAAGAAGAAAGCUAUAUUCUUUAUCUCCGGUUGUUUUUCUUCCACGAAGGAAAACAAGUCAUGUGAGUUGUAUAGAUCUAGUCAUCAUAUUAACAGGAGUCUAUUUUUCUACGUGAUGAAGAUUGUGUUUUAAUUAAAAAAUAAUUAAGAUUUUCCAAUAUUUUUAUGCUUACACUUUGUAUUGCGUAGACUUACUGGUAAAAUGCUAGAUACAGUGUUUUUAUUACUUCACCGCUUGUAUACUAUAAAUAGUAAUUUAGGAUUAUCCUAUCACAUUUUAUAGCAUUAUGAAUACACAUGUAAAUGUAUUAUAUAUUCAAUUUGUUAUUAAUUGCUCAGUAUAAGACGUACAUGUUUUAGCAAUGAUAACUCUUUCGGGAGAAUCAAUAUUAAACCGUGUACAGUCGUAAGACCGUCGUGAUAGAUACUUCGCUGAUUUAUAAUACGAUUACCUAGUGGUAAUAUACAUCACCUUUGGCUCAAUGGGAUUCAAGGGAUGUCGAUUUCAUAUGCUAUUACAAAUAUUGAAAAUAACCCGACAGGAAAAAUCAGCUGAUAAAUUAACGGAUUUACAGUUUCCUCGAUUAUUUACAUUUUUAGAUGAUAUAAAUGAUAAAUAGUUAUGUAUAGUUUUUAAACGAUGUGAACUAGAGUUGAUAUUUUCUUAUCCAAAACUUCAUCUCCAUGUAUGGCUUUCAUCUCAGAAUAGAUAAAAAAAAAGUCUACAACCAUGCUGUACACCACAUGUGAUUGGGAAAUGGCCUAAACAUAUAUUACGCUACAUAUUAAGUAUACAACAUAUUUAAGUAUCGUUUUUAUUUCCAUAUUUAUUGAAUUUAACAAUAUUUCGUUUCUGAAGCCAAUGUUUCGACUAUCGAUGGUCUAAUAAUUUACAUUGAGGCUUUAUCGAUUUUUCAGUGUUGAGGAACAUAUUAGAACAUUCUCACACAAAUCAAACUUUCGCAUGUGUAUUAUAAAAAAUUCAAGGAAUGAGUGAUGACGUUUUGCAAUAUCAGUAUUGCUCAGUCAAAUUUGAUUAUUAAGUCCCUAAGUAUUAUAAUGAAUCAUUAAGUUUGAUAUUAUGGCCUACUAUCUAUGUUCAUGUAUAAAAGUAUUUUACUGGUUAUUUGUAUCAGGGAAAAGGCGAUUGAUUUCUACACUGGUCAGUUUGUGGCCAGUUUGUGGUCAGUUUGUGUGGACGCUGCAUUAUCACUAAUUCUCUGCAUCUUUUAUGAAAUUGUUGUCUAAGCUAACAUUUUUAUUUUAUUUUUUUUAAUCUUUAUAUUUUUAAGUUGAGAAUAUGAUAUGUAUUUUCUUUAUGGUUACGGUCACACAAAGAGUUCAUAUAAAUUAUCAGUGUCUCUUCAUUGAUUUGAGUCUAAUUUGAUACAUUUGUGAUAUCAGUGAAUCCUAAAUGAACAUAACCCAGUUACCUCCCCUUAUCUUAAUGCAUGCAAAAUGAGAUACGAAUUUUGCAUUUUUCUUGCAAAAUUUGUGAAGGAAUUUAGUCGUACAUAAAAUACAUGUAUAUCAAUUAUUCAAAUAGAUUAAGUAAAGCGUUUUUUUCUCUAUGGAAAUAUGCCAAGAAGUUUAUGUAUCGAAUAAUUCACAAUAGACUUUUAAAAAAAUAUUUAUCGUGGAGUUUCUAUUUGUUAUUCACGAUAAUUUCGCGGGAUAAUGUUAGGUUUGGUAUAAUGGGGAUAUCGUCACUGUUAUUCUUUCUUUUCCUUUCGCAGAAAGAAUUUUUUGUUACACAUUUCAUUUAUAUUGUUUAUGGGACAAGUGGUAUUAUAUGUACGCAACAUUCAUUUGCCUACUGCAUUGCACUGAGAAUAAACGAUAUAAAACAGACA